CCCCACCCUCGUUUAUCCUCCACCCGCCGCCACCGCCUCCAUCCACAUCGGCCGUAGCCGACGCCUCCAUCCACAUCCGCCGCUGACGCUGCUCGCCCGGCGGCUCCAUCCUACGUCGACUCUCCUCGACACGAAGGCCAGCCCGGCGGUCUCCCCCCUCCCCCCAUCGUGUGCUGCCUCAAUCCCUACCGUCGCUGGACGCCCCUCCUCCGCAGGCCUCUUCCCCGGCGCCACAACCGGCAUUAUCUCCGUCUUUACAGAUGAUUCUUUGGAUUCCUCACCAUGGCUGUACGCAAGAAGACGGAGAAAGCCUGCAUUGUAGUUUCUGUCAGCGUAUACUAACCUAGAACGGCGGCGAAGGCGAUGGUGAGGGAGGACAGGAAGCGGAGGCAGCCCGACGAUGAGGCGGCGGACGAGGACGAGAGGAGGGGGCGGAGGGAUAAGAGGCCCAAGGAGGAGAAGUCGGCGCCGCCACUGCCGUCGGAGAUCAGGAACAAGGAGAAGCGCAGCGAGGUGUACGCCAAGCUCAAGCGCGAGAAGAAGGCCCAGAAGCGCAGGCUAGGUCGUGAGCGUGGCCAGGCCGCCCAGCGUGCCGCCGAGCUCGGCGAGGAGGUGCCGGAGAAGCAGGUGCCCCGGACGAUCGAGAACACAAGGGAGCCCGACGAGACCGUUUGCCGGCCUGACGACCAGGAGCUGUUUGCAGGGAAUGAUGCUGAUGAGUUCAAUGCAGUGCUUAAACAAGUAGUAACCCCGAAAGUAUUGAUCACCACAUGCCGCUUCAAUUCAGGCAGGGGACCUGCUUUUAUUAAGGAGUUAAUGCAAGUGAUUCCAAAUGCUCAAUAUGUUAAUAGAGGAACUUAUGACCUCAAGAAAAUUGUGGAAUAUGCAAAUAACAGAGAGUUCACUUCAGUCAUGGUUGUCCACACAAAUCGAAGGGAACCUGAUGCGCUGCUGAUCAUCAACCUACCUGAGGGCCCUACUGCACAUUUUAAGCUAUCCAAGCUCGUUCUGCGGAAGGAUAUAAAGAACCAUGGGAACCCUACAAGUCAUAAGCCAGAGUUGGUGUUGAACAAUUUCACUACGCGGCUUGGUCAUCGUGUUGGGAGGAUGAUACAAUCUCUUUUCCCUCAAGACCCAAAUUUCCGCGGCCGACGAGUUGUGACCUUCCAUAACCAGCGAGACUAUAUAUUCUUCCGUCAUCACAGGUACAUCUUUGAGGAGAAAGAAAAGAAAAUUGUUUCAAAGGACAAGAAAUCGAAGGGUGAAACCAAAACCGAGAAGCAAGUGAACUGUCGCCUUCAGGAAUGCGGCCCUCGCUUCACACUCAAGCUGCUCACAUUGCAACACGGGACCUUCGACACGAAAAGCGGGGAGUACGAGUGGGUUCACAAGCCUGACCUGGACACGAGCAGGAGAAGGUUUUUCCUGUGAUUUGGCCCUGUGCUUUACCCACACACACGAAAAAAGUAACCUGUAGUAAGACGGAUAAUUGACUUCUAAAAGUUGAAUUAACCAGUUAAUAUGUCCCUAGAAAUAGGACAUACCUAACCUGCCUGAUAACAAGGGGUAAUGCUUAUUUUUGUUUCUCCAUGUUGACUCAGGAGUUUCUAACAGUGUGACUGUGUUUCCUCCCUUCUCAUGAUAUUCUUGCAGUGCAUCUAGCUUUCUCGUU
Molecule: messenger RNA, 1672 nt
Organism: Hordeum vulgare subsp. vulgare (domesticated barley)
Lineage: Eukaryota; Viridiplantae; Streptophyta; Magnoliopsida; Poales; Poaceae
Product: ribosome production factor 1-like
Exons: 13
Coding region: 364-1431 (355 amino acids)
Biological process (GO): maturation of 5.8S rRNA; maturation of LSU-rRNA
Cellular component (GO): nucleolus; preribosome, large subunit precursor
Molecular function (GO): rRNA primary transcript binding
Source: RefSeq, a predicted model, not a curated record